This is a messenger RNA of Xiphias gladius (swordfish), 1738 nucleotides long. RefSeq lists its product as uncharacterized. Gene Ontology annotation, molecular function: MHC class II protein binding; protein tyrosine kinase binding. The record is from RefSeq and is a predicted model, not a curated record. Bases 173 to 1171 code for a protein of 332 amino acids. The transcript has 7 exons. Gene Ontology annotation, biological process: T cell activation; interleukin-15-mediated signaling pathway; positive regulation of ERK1 and ERK2 cascade. NCBI's taxonomy places the organism in Eukaryota, Metazoa, Chordata, Actinopteri, Istiophoriformes, Xiphiidae. Gene Ontology annotation, cellular component: external side of plasma membrane; membrane raft.
AGUUCAUGGUUGUCGGGGAGAGAGUCAUCCCUGAUAAAAUAAAAGCUGCAUUAAAAUAGCACAUGACGAAGGAGGACAAAUUUCACCAUGAGGAACUGAUACACCCUUAUCAGAGGACGUAUAUGCUACACUGUUCAUUUUAAGAGGAAGUUGUUCAGAGACCAGUGUGAAAAUGAGACGGAGACAAGGAGGAGAAAUGUUUGAAUUCAGAGGGCUUAAAACGUCUUUAUAUCUGAUACUGGUGCUUCAGUUUACAGCACUAACCAAACAUAAUUGUGCCUCCUUCGUUGUCAGAGUUGGAGAUGAGGUCACUUUGCCUUGUAAAAAUGUGAGAGAUGAUCAGGUUAAAUGUGACAGUACUACCUGGCUCUUCAGUGAUUCAAGUCGGAGGACAGUAGAGCUGGUUAGAGAUGGGCAGAUUUAUAAAGAUGAGGCUUCCAAAUCUAAAUCAGACAGACUGAGUGUUACAGAGAAGUGUUCUCUGGUGAUAAAGAACGUCACGGAUGAGGAUGUUGGUCACUACGCCUGCAGACAGACUUACCAACUACAACAACGAUAUGAAGAUGAAUUGGUUUAUCUGUCUGUUAUUACCAUUACUGAACAUAAGAACGAUUCUAUGGUGACGUUAAAGUGCUCCGUGUCAACACGUGGACGGUGUGGACACACAGUGAAGUGGCUGUAUCAGGGUCAAGAUGUGGAUAAAGAUCACAAUGAGUUGAGGACAUCAAGGUCUGGCUGCUGGGCCACUGUGAGCUUUAAGACUUCUCAUUUUAUUUACUCAUCAAGUAACAAUAAGUUACUGAAGUGUAAAGUCACCGAUGAAAACACUGGAGAAGAGCAGCUGUUCCCCUUCAGCCCUCUGUCCUCAGAUUGGUGGUGGUACAUCAUUCUGGCUGUGGGUUUAACAGCACUCUUAAUAGCUGUCGUGGCACUCAUCGGAUGGAAGAGAUAUAAAGGGAACAAAAGAGAGACGGAUGAAAACAUGGCUGUUCCUGACGAUGGCGUUUCCUACGCCUCCAUCAGCUACGCCAGGGAGACCGACAGGGAAGCCCAGAUCUGGGGCGGUGAUGACGCAGUGACCUACAGCAAAGUGAAAGCUCCCUCAUCUUCUGCUGGAGCCUCGGCUGAUCCCAGCGACCUCUACGCCACCGUCAACAACUCGAACAUAUAAGACACCGCAGCAUAGCUACACUAACAUUUGAUAUCGAUACAUUUAUUAUUUAUUUUUAUUUUUAUUCAUUCCUGUGUAAAUAUUGUCUACGUAGUCCGAAUCCUGGAGAGUAUUCCAUAGUUUAUCCUCACGAUCUAGCUCAGGUACUUAGCAUGCAGCACUGUACUGCUUUUGAUACAAGUGCACAAACUUCAUCCAGCUGUUACUAUCGAGUAUUAUAGACUUGUUUUUAACAUCACGUGUUCGCCUUUUCCUCCUCUGUUGCUGUGAAAAGCUUUUUGUCCAGAAUGCCAGAAGGGGGAGUUGUAAGUUAAGUUACUAGUGCAACUUAAAAAUAAUAUUGAUAUAUAAAUUGGAUACAUUCUGUUUAAUGAACUUGUGUCAAGCACAUUAUUGUGCUGUGAUGUAUAUACUGCUUGGGGGUGUGUGAAGGUUUACGAGUUACUCUCAUUUUUUUAAAACGUUUUUUCAAGGAUGUUUGACCCUUUUCACGGAUGUCGUUGAUGUAUAUGCAAUGAGAUGAAAAUUCCCUCCUGCUGUAAAUGCAAUGUGUUCAUCGGUAUUUAA